GAUUUGUAUGACGGAGGAUUUCCCGAGUUUAUCUGUUUGUUAUGAGUGGCGGCGAUUCAUGACCUGCUAGAACUGUCAGAAUUGAUGGCCUUGUGAAGCUCAACACAACCUUGGGGGAGCCUAGCGCCUCUUAUCGUGACUUCUAAAUUUUUGAAAGCGUGUGUGCUCAUGAAGGUCAUUCUCAUCCAUAUUCGGGUCGCAAUCGCUAGAGCGGUGUUGGCUUAAUAUCGCGGAAAUCCAACACAGUUCAUUUCUUAAACCAGGCAAGGUGGACGUUUAAACUCUUCACGAUUCUUCUAGUUUGUGUUGCUAAAGUGGUACAUAAGCUAAUUACAAUGAGUUCUGUAGGCCAAGUGCUAAAAGUGUCCCAAAGUGCGCUCAAACUGAGCGUACGGCCCUUAUCGACGUCGUUUACAAACAGGCAAAAAGAACAUUGUAAAAUCCUUGUUGUUGGAGGAGGAACUGGAGGAUGUUCAGUCGCAGCAAAACUAUCUUCCAAAUUCGGAAAAGGCAAUGUCAUCGUUUUGGAUCCUGCAGAGAGACAUUAUUAUCAACCAAUGUUUACCUUGGUUGGUGGUGGUAUCAAAUCAUUAGGAUCAUCUUACAAAUCCAUGAAAAGUGUUCUACCGAAAAAUGCAAAAUGGAUUCAAGAAAAAGCCAAGGAAUUCCAUCCAGAUAAAAAUACUGUCAUUACUUCUUCUGGCCAAGAAAUAAACUAUGACAUUCUUCUGGUAGCAAUGGGAUUACACUUAAAUUAUGAAAAGAUUCCAGGACUUGUCGAAGCACUAUCAAUUCCUAAUGGAAACGUUGGGUCUAACUACUCCCCGGAUCAUGUGGAUAAAACGUAUUCUGCUCUGAAACGAGUUGACAAAGGAAAUGCAAUUUUCACUAUGCCAACUGGGUCUAUUAAAUGCCCAGGAGCACCUCAAAAAGCUGUUUACAUAUCAGAGGAUUAUUUAAGAAGAACAAACAAAAGAAAGAAUGUAAAUGUGAUAUACAAUACCUCAAUCGCCAAUAUAUUUGGAGUGAAAAAAUAUGCCGAUGCGUUGUGGAAGCUUGUUGAAAAACGAGAUAUCAAAGUUAACCUGAAGACGAAUUUAGUUGAAGUUAAGCCUCAUAAGAAUAUUGCAGUAUUUGCCAAUGUUGAAAAUCCAAACGAUAAAUUUGAAAUCGAGUAUUCAAUGCUCCAUGCAGUUCCACCAAUGUCACCACCAGGUGAGCUGAAGCAAUGCAAAGAGCUCGUAAAUGAACUUGGCUUCGUUGAAGUUAACAAAGACACCAUGCAGCACUUGAAGUAUAGCAAUGUUUUCGCAAUCGGAGACUGUUCUUCCUCGCCGAAUUCUAAAACUGCAGCAGCAGCAGCUGCCCAAAGUCCAAUUGUCUACGACCACAUCCUCGCUACAUUGAACGGCAAACCGCUGAAGGGAGUUUACGAUGGCUACGCUUCCUGUCCACUAGUCACUGGUUAUCAUAAAUGUAUUUUAGCUGAAUUUGACUACAAUCUCCAACCGCUGGAAACCUUCCCCGUGUCUCAGGACAAAGAGAGAUAUUCAAUGUUUAUUAUGAAGAAAGAUUUCAUGCCACCUCUCUAUUGGCAUCUCAUGUUAAAUGGUUACUGGAAUGGACCUGGUAUGAUGAGAAAAGCUAUGUCCAUAUUCAAGUUUGGAAAAUGAAAUCUUAAAUCUUCAGUUUACUUUUAGAUAAAUGUAGUUUAAGCAACAAUGCAAAUCAAAUAAAUAUAUUUUUUUUAUAUUAUUGAAAA
Messenger RNA from Hermetia illucens (black soldier fly), 1762 nucleotides. RefSeq names its product sulfide:quinone oxidoreductase, mitochondrial (gene Sqor). Gene Ontology annotation, molecular function: sulfide:quinone oxidoreductase activity; FAD binding. The record is from RefSeq and is a predicted model, not a curated record. Bases 336 to 1673 code for a protein of 445 amino acids. Gene Ontology annotation, cellular component: mitochondrion. The transcript has 7 exons. NCBI's taxonomy places the organism in Eukaryota, Metazoa, Arthropoda, Insecta, Diptera, Stratiomyidae.